CCAGCUCAACUUUUAUGCACCGACGUAUUAUUUUUGGUUUGUAUUCGUCUUGCCCUCCUCGAUCCGUUCCUCCAGAUCCACAAGUUACGAUACCGUUACUAUAAGCGGGAAUACGUAUUCGUGGUCUCAAUUGGAAGCACACUCGAAUGAGUGCAGAGUCUGUUACUCGAUUCAGCGUCACAAAUUGCGGAACCUGACCACCACAAUCAUCAUGAGCAUGACCACAACUGCGCCAGGAGGAGCUAGUAUAGGAUUGAUCAAUCCCCAGCCCCGCCAAUCGAGACCCAGAACUCCAUUUCGAACCCUAAAAUCCUUACAGUUUGCGCAUCAGGAAGCGAAUUGUUCGAUGUGGUACGCGACCAUACCUCUUUUUGGGGGUUGGGAUUGGGCUGCCAUGUACAGUAAUGGAGUGUGGCCAUAUCAUACACAUAAGCACUCUACCAAAGUCCAAUGGAUUGACACUCACCACUCCUGGUGUACUUUUGGCCGUUGGUGCUCUCUCGUACCUUUGGGUUGGUGUGGCUCCAGGGUUCUUUGAUAUGUUUGUUCUUGCCUUGGUAAUUGAGAGGCUAUUUAGACCCACUUACAUAAAGGAUGAUUUUGUUUUGGGGAAGAAGUUGGGUGAUGGAGCUUUUGGAGUAGUGUAUCGAGUUUCAUUAGCUAAGAAGCUUUCUUCAAAGUUUGAAGGGGAGGAGGACACGCUAGCAGACUGGAUACAGUGCAAAGAGUUUCCUUUUAUUAAUGUAGAAACCAUGAUUCUUGGAGAGGUGCUGGACUUGCCUAAGGAUCUGGAAAGAAAAAACAUAAUCAUUCAAACUAUCAUGAGACAUCUAUUAUUUGCAUUGGAUGGUCUCCACUCAACAGAAUGUAGUUUUCUCCGAAGAGUCUCGCACAUUCAAGAUAAUUGACCUUGGAGCAGCAGCAGAUUUGAGAGUGGGGAUCUACAUUCCAAAUGAUUUUCUUUUGGAUCCUAGAUAUGCAUUCUGCACCAGAACAAUACAUUAUCAGCACACAAACUCCAUCUGCACCAUCUGCACCUCAGCUCCAGUGGGCAACUGCAAUUUCUCCAGUCCUGUGGCAGCUCAUGUUUCAAGAUCGACUUGAUAUCUACAGUGCUGGCCUCAAAUUCUAGCAACUGAUUGACAAGCAAAAGAUAACUGUGUAUUGCUGAUCAAACUCUGUCCACACGAACAUUUCGAUAGAUGCACUUGCAGUCCAUGCUAAGUUAUGGUCUCAUCAUGAAUAAUUCGUAGUUUAAAUUUAACUUUGGGAACCAACAAAGAAGAAGAAAGUCAUGCCAGCACCACGUGUGGGAAGCAAGCUGCCUAAUAAAGAGGCUCCAAGAACAAGUACAUACUACAUAGUGUGAUGGAGCGGACCAAUAUAUUAUGGGUUGCAAAGUUCAUAUAUAUAUAUAUAUGUAAGAUAUUAUGACAAAUUAUAGUAUGUAUUAUGUUGAGAAUACAAAGAACACUGGCAUUGUAAAUCACGAGACCUGCACGUGCAAGUCUGGCCUUCUUGUUCAGUACAAUCUAGCUCGCUAUUUUAAGUAUUCCCAUUUGUACAAACAAGGACAACUAACAGCAUAAGCCACUUGAAAACAAAGCCUGUAAACACUUUGAUUACAGU
Molecule: messenger RNA, 1629 nt
Organism: Tripterygium wilfordii
Lineage: Eukaryota; Viridiplantae; Streptophyta; Magnoliopsida; Celastrales; Celastraceae
Product: serine/threonine-protein kinase STN7, chloroplastic-like
Exons: 8
Coding region: 405-908 (167 amino acids)
Source: RefSeq, a predicted model, not a curated record